AUGUCUGAAACGGAAGUUUGCGUUCUUCAGGUCAGCAACAUCUCCCCAAGUGCCACCAAGGAGCAGAUCAACACCUUGUUCUCGUAUAUUGGCAGGAUUGUCGAGUUUGCGGUGAGUUUUUCUGUUUUUUUUUUGAGAUUGUUUUUUAGGUGUACCCAUCGGAAGGAAGCCACACGGAGAAGUUUGCUUUCGUCAAGUAUGAUCGGGAUUCUUGUGUGGAAGUUGGCCAGCACUUGACAAACACGGUUUUCAUUGACCGAGCGUUGGUUUGUGUGCCGGCGCCGAGCAGUAAGCAAAGGAAAUGUUUCUUGACCAUAUUUUAGAUAAAAUUCCUGAUGAAGAGACGGCUUUGAGGACCGGACCGUCCUUACCUGGUCAAAGACAGCUUCCUCCUAGUGUUACGAAUUCGGUGCAAAGGAAUGGGGACGAAGAAAUGGUAAGAAAGUUUGUUUUUGUGUUUUCUUUGAUUUUUAGGCAUCAAGUUUAAUACCACGGGAAUUGUGGGGAAUUUUCUGCAAGUUGUUUACGGUUUCUAUCUGCACGGAGCUCACUGGGUGUUUUAUGAUCUCUACUAGCGAAAAAGAAACUAUAGAAUACAUUGUUUUAUCAUCAAACUUUCUCAUGGAUAACAUAAUUCUCUUCUUUUUUCAGCUCUAUACAAAUGAUCCCACACUAUCGUCGCUUGGUCUACCGGCCUAUCCACCUCUCCCGGUUGACACGGAGCCGGGAAAAGUCGAAGAAAUUCGACGAACUGUCUACAUUGGGAAUUUGGAAAAGGGAUGCGAUGGAGAGAAGUUGAUGGCCUUCCUAAAUGCCUGUAUCGGAGAGGUAAUGUAUCUCCGAAUGACUCAGGAGAACGAUGCUUUAGCCUGCUCCUAUGCCUAUGUGGAAUUCAGCAAACAAUCGUCGGUACCGUUGGCCUUGCAGAAUAAUGGGAUUGACUACAACGGCAGAGCUCUAAAGUAAGAUAAUUUUAGUUUGUUUUUGGGAUUUUUUAUGGAUUUAUUGUUGAGUAUAGUUUGUAGCAGGUGUAAUAAGUCUUUUGCCUUUUAGAAUUCAACAUUCGAGAGUUGCGAUUAUAAAACCCAAGCAAAAAACGGCAAAUCAAGCCUUGGAAGAGGUCGAAGAAGCAAUUCGACAAAAUGAGGGCAGAGAAGCUGCUGAAAUCGGUAAGCACUUUUCUUAUUAUUGGUUAUUCUGUAUUUAGGAAGAGGUUAUUCCCCAGCAUCCGGACGUUCCGGCAGCAAAAGACGGUCCCCAUCACCAAGAAGAAGGUCUUCGCGAAGUCCCAGACGCUCCAGAGACCGGGAGCGAGAACGAAGUCCAAGAAGAAGCCGAGAGGGUGAUCGUGACAGAAAAAGCCGGUGAGAAUUUGGAAAGGAUGGGUUGAUUUUAAUUAUAUUACUUUAGGUCACCGAGAAGGAGAAGAAGUCGAUCCCGCGACCGUUCUGAUAGGGAUAGAGACAGAAGACGAGAUCGAGAUGGAGACAGAGAUCGGGAUUCAGAAAGGGAUAGAGACCGAGAUAGAAAGGAUCGUUCUAGUGAAAAGGACGAGCGAAAAUCCUCAAAGAACUCAUCAAAAGAUAAGGAUAGGGAUAAAGAACGCAAGGAAAAGAAGAGAAGUCGAUCAAAGAGUCCUAAAAAGGUGAGUUAAUAAAUUUAUAAUUAGUAUACCUUCUGUAUUAUCUCAAAGUUUGAGAUUUUUUGAAAAAUUUGCUGUGAUUUUAGGUAUUUAUUGAAAAUUUUGAUUGAUUUUACUAAAAUUUUAUAUAAAAAGUUUGAUUUUUUGUUGUAAUUAUGAUGUAUUUUGUUGCAGAGUAAGAAAAGCAAGCACUCCAGUCGCUCCCCAACUCCGAAAAAGUCGAAAAAAGAGCGAAAAAGCUCUCCGACCAGCCUCGAAGAAGAGGAAGCCGAGCUCCGCCGAAGACUCCUGGAGAAGGCCAGCCUCGCCAAAUGA
Molecule: messenger RNA, 1957 nt
Organism: Bursaphelenchus xylophilus (pine wood nematode)
Lineage: Eukaryota; Metazoa; Nematoda; Chromadorea; Rhabditida; Aphelenchoididae
Source: the annotation of a GenBank genome assembly